AUGCGCUCCUUCUCUCCACUCCUCGUCGUCCUCUUCAUGCUCCACACCACGGCCGCGCUCACGGUCAACGGCAACAGCACCUUUGACAACCAAGUCAACCGCAUCCUGCACUGGAACGGCGACGACUUUUCCAGUCUCGGCUUUGGUCCCGAGGCCGUCGCUGGCAUCACGAUCGCCAUCGGCACGGUGCUCACGUUCUUUGGCUACAAGCUCGUGCGCCCGGCCAUCUUUGUCGCGGGCUUCAUCGUCGGCGCCGUCGCGUGCUUUCUCUUGGCCGAGCGCAUUUUCGCCAACGCGUCGUACAUCGUCACGGCGUGCUGGAUCGCUCUGCUCGUGUGGCUCUACAAGGUCGGCAUCUUCUGCGUCGGUGCGCUCGCCGGCGUCUUGCUCGCCACGCAAAUCCACAACUCGUUUGGGUACAAGAUUGCGCCGGCGCACCCCGACACGGUGCUGAUCGUGCUCAUGGUCGUGCUCGGCCUCGCUCUCGGCGUGCUCGCGUGGAAGCUCGAGCGUCCGUUCUUGGUGUUUGCGUCGAGCGUCGUGGGCGCGAUCGCGACGGUGUGGGGCAUCGGCUUCUUUGCGGGCGGGUACCCGAACGCGGGCAACCUCAAGGCGACCGUCUCGGCAGGUGGCGACUGGGUCUACGACAUUCCGAGCUCGUGGUGGUACUACCUCGCGGCCACGAUCGUGCUCUGCGGCCUCGGCAUCUUUGUGCAGUUCCGAGAGCUGACGCAGCACAAGCGGCGCGAGACCCAGCAGGCGACGUACGCGAUCCCCGAGACGCCCAAGCACGGCGACCCGAUCCGCCACGUCUAAGACGACAUUAUCAUCUAUUGACAACUAUUCCAUAAAUAACUAACGACUAUUUCUUCG
Molecule: messenger RNA, 873 nt
Organism: Saprolegnia parasitica CBS 223.65
Lineage: Eukaryota; Oomycota; Saprolegniomycetes; Saprolegniales; Saprolegniaceae
Exons: 2
Coding region: 1-816 (271 amino acids)
Cellular component (GO): plasma membrane
Source: RefSeq, a predicted model, not a curated record